This is a messenger RNA of Neodiprion virginianus, 2361 nucleotides long. RefSeq lists its product as uncharacterized. Lineage: Eukaryota; Metazoa; Arthropoda; Insecta; Hymenoptera; Diprionidae. The record is from RefSeq and is a predicted model, not a curated record. Bases 664 to 1092 code for a protein of 142 amino acids. The transcript is spliced from 3 exons.
UCAGUUGGUCAGUAUCGACCGCACGUACCUGGCGUAAAUUGUACGAGGGACAUUCGUCGCAUCGAUUAUUUCGCAUUUGUGCCGUCUAGACUACCAUCGUAGCCAUGUCCUUUUCCGCCACGUAAACUUAAUUCGUAACUGGUAUGUUAAAAAUUUGUUCAGUUUUACGAGGCACGUGGUAAACGAUCGUUUCAUCUGUUGCACAUUGACUCUGAGUCAAAUAAUCAUCUUUUUUGUGAUCGAACUUGCAAAGCUUUGACCGUGAGGUGAUUAUCCCUAUUUAAAGCGCGUUGCGCAAGUUCGAACACCUCAGUUAAACACGACAAACUCCCAUAAAAUCAGCAGCCAUCAAUCGCACGGUGAUUACUGUCGUUAAUCACGGGAACUUUCGUUAUAUGCAAAACAAAAUGCACAGUGAUUCGAACUUUUGCUAAUGCACCGGGGUUCAAAUUUAUCCAUCAAACAGGAUCGCUUCGUAUUUUAAUAAUAUGUUUUUACGGUGGCAAGUGAAGUACACGGAUAUAAAUUAUCACUGUGCAAACGACUCAAUCAGUGAGUAUAAUAAUUUGUGGCUAAUUUUAAAAUUCUGUGUGACAAAUUAAACGACCGUAUCAAUGUUGCUCAAACGUGUCUGAAGUAAGUGCAGGUAAUUUUAAUCGUACAAUGGCGCGUCCGAUAUACGAGUGCAAUUUCGGACUGCGUAGUGAGAAUUACACAGCCAGUGGUCCGAUAUUUUGUACAAUCAACAAGCAAUACUGCUGCAACUCACAAUGUUGCCUUGUACAGCGAAGACCGACUCGCCAGCUUUGGGAAGCCUGGUACUUUUGGCUCGGACUCGCUUUGCUCGCUCUAUUUCUGCUCACAUCGGUAAGCAGCUACCUCGUCAGUAGCUGCAGGCACAAUCUUCACGCGGCUCCGUUCGGCUUCAGCAAUCAAAGAUCACUGUCAAGAGACGGACAAAACGGCGCCAACAGUCCAAAUCAAAUAUCCGUCAACGUGAUCGCAACACCGGAGACCCUUUCCCCCCAUAGAAAAAUGGUCCUUGUUGCACCGCGGGCGAGUCUUACACACAUGACGCCAGUCGUCGCCUGAGUUCUUCGCGUGGAAUGCAGCUAUACAUACUACCAUGUAUUACAUGGUGCAAGCAUAUGACAUUUGCUGCAAAACUUUCGCAACUGUUUCUGUUGCACUCAUCGCGCUCUACCAAAAUCAAUUACAAAUUUAUGCCGCAAUUAUACCUACAUACACGAGUCCUUGCAGCGCACUUGAUGUGAAGAGAAUGACAGAUUUAUUACAGCUGCUGAAGUAGUAACGAAGAUUUUUUGAAUCACAUCUACUACCCACAACUCAAUCUAUUAUUAUACACUAUCUUUCCGCCCAUGCGAAACGAAUGUAUGUUCGUUAAUGCAUCACCGCGUGUAGUAGACAAGGAAUAGGUAAAUAUGCAUGUGUGUGCGUGUGUCUGUGUGUGUAAUACGAAUGAUAAAAAUACACCUGUAUACUAUUACUAAUAUAUAUCUGCAAUAAAUUUAUCCCUUAUAUUUAUACUCCUAUGAGAAGUUGCGUUUUUUAACAAAAAUUAUGCACUUGGACGGCGAUCGUUAUUAGAAAGUAGAUAAUUACGAAUAUAAGUAUUUUACUCACUAGGCGCAACAUUCCUGCAGCUGACGGGACCAAAUGAUGGAAGAAAAACAAAGUGAAAAUAAAAUUGUGUGUACAAGUACAGAUAUGAAUAAUUAGUGCCUGCGUAUGAAUGACUAAGUAUAUCUACAGCCAUCAAGUAUGAGGAAAAUGCUGAGUUUUCACAUGUAUAGCUAUAAUAGAUACACAGUGUACAAGUGUUUUAUAAGUAGAAGGCGUGGAAAAGCAUCGGACGCGUUGCAUAACGUCUACUCACUUUAUAGCAUAUAACUAUAUAAAUGUUAAUUGACAUUACGUUAGCCAUGUAAUAAUUUAUCGUAUAACUAAUCGUCUCGAACCAAUCUGCGACUGCAGCACGUUGAUGUUAUAGUAUUUAAAACCUACGAAUUACAGCUCGUUAUAUAUUCGCUCUAAUGUUUCGAAAGGCAGAAAGCAGCCGUCAAAAACAAUUAAAUAAAUGUCAAACUACUCGCGCACCAAAUAAUAACACACGCGUGUUUAUGACCCGGUUGCUAAUUAUUUAUGGAAUACUUAAUUCGCCAACCGACGUAUUGAUGCAAUACCGAAUUGAGCAAGUAACUAGAAAUUGUAUUCUUUUUAAUCAACACCCGAUAGCACCCGUGUUUUUGUAAUUAACAAUACAAAUAAUAGUACAAUAAUUGUAAUUAUUUGUACAUAAGCAUUAAACGACAAAUAAAUGUAUAUUUCAAAUGAAAAACU